UGGAGGGUUUUGUGGCUUCGCUGUGGAGAUGGAAGGCGCCCCGGCGACGAUCCUGCCGCAUUCCGGGAUGGCGCUCUAGGAAGCGCAAGCGAUCGAUCGAUCCAUCGCCGCGGCGGGAAGGGUGGAUCUCUGGUUGUUGAUUUCUUUGUUUGGCCGAUCGCUUGAUCGCAGAAUGAGCGGGCGCCUUGUGAGCUGAAAUAUUGCCGAGAUUUUGGCAGCUAUGCGCGAUCGCCGGUCAUGGGGAUCGUCGCGCAGCUCGGGCUGGGCCUCGUGAUUGUUCUUUGCGCUUUCUUCCCACGGUCUUUGCAAGGGCAUGAUGCAUUACAUUCCAGGCGCGCGUUCCUGCUGGAUCGCGGUGCUGAGGCGAAAUAUCUCCGACACACACGGAAUUUCAGCGAUUCCUUGCCUGGGGAGACGCGCCGUGUGGAUCCUCUAGAUGGUCUCAAGCACUACCGAGGGGGAUUUGACAUCGAGAACAAGCAUUACUGGGCGUCGGUGCUUUUUUCGGGGAUAUAUGGGUACGCACUUGCGGUGGCAUCAGUACUACUUGGCCUCGUUUUCCUGGCGCUGCUUUUUGUUCGAUCGAUGAAGAGGAGGGAUUUAAAAUUCCAAAAGAUUGCUCCUAGUGCUUCAAAUUCCCAUCACUCUAUUGCGUCUUCGGCGGCUUUGAUUCUUUUGACACUGUUAGCACUUGUCUUUUGCUGCUUGCUUCUUGUCGGAAACAAGAGGCUACACGAGGACGCCAACGUUGUGAAAGAUGUUCUUAUUGAGGCUGCCAACAAUGCCACAGCUACUAUAUACAAUGUCACGACAGAGAUGACGGAUAUAACGACCAAGUUGGAGCCAUUCGAUGGUAACCUUACUACUCUGUUCUCGUCGAAGGCUAGGCUCUACUUUGAAGCCGUGCAAAUCCAACAAAAGGUUCAGGACAACAAGAAGCUGAUUGAGAGAACGUUGAAAGAAAUAUACAUCACUAUCCUUGUUACGAGCUCGGUAAUAAUGCUCUUUUUGAUAGUGGGACUAGUUAUUUUGAUCGAGAAGACGCUUCCGUUUUGGUGGUGGUUCUUUCCGUUGAUUACUGUUGCUCUUUGGCUACUGACAGUAUUCAGCUGGAUCGCCUUUGGAUUGUCUUACGCGGCUCACAAUGUCGUGGACGACUCCUGUACAGCUCUAGAGGAGUAUCAACAAAACCCAUACAACAACACAAACGCACUGGGCUUGCUCCUGCCUUGCGUCGAUUCCAAGAAUGGGAACGACUCAGUCCUCAAGAUACGUGAAGGCAUGUACAGAGUUAUCGCACAGGCGAAUAGGAAUAUAUCGAAGCUGCGUACGACGAUGGAUGGCAUCGGGGACAACCGCGUCAUCCCCCACAUUUGCAAUCCAUUCUCCGGCCCUCCACACUACAAACUUACAGGGCAGUGCCUCGAAGGCACUGUGGCCAUAGGUAACGUUCCCCAGGUGCUCCAGCCGUUUCGAUGCUCGGCCAAAGACGAGCACGAGUGUGCUACCGCCGAAGGCGUGCAGCACAUCCCAGACCCGAUCUACAGGACCAUUCUGGCCUACAGCGCCGCCGCGCAGACGCUCAUCGACGCCACCCCAUCGCUGGAAAGCCUCGCGAAUUGCUCCUUUGUGGUGCGCGCUUUCUCGGUGAUCGUGGAUGGUAAGUGCCGCCCCGUGAGGAGCUCCAUCCAUCUCCUCUGGGCUGCUUACGCUGGGCUCGCCACCACCGCGUUUUUACUCCUCAUUCUCUAUGCCAUAAGGAUUUACUCAAAGCUCAAGCAAUCCAAAAUACAGGGUUAAAGUUUUU
This is a messenger RNA of Selaginella moellendorffii, 1807 nucleotides long. RefSeq lists its product as uncharacterized. Gene Ontology annotation, cellular component: membrane. The transcript is spliced from 10 exons. The coding region runs from base 238 to 1800 and encodes 520 amino acids. The record is from RefSeq and is a predicted model, not a curated record. Lineage: Eukaryota; Viridiplantae; Streptophyta; Lycopodiopsida; Selaginellales; Selaginellaceae.